UGCUUAUACAAGGUCCGUUCGUGUCUUGAGAGAACUUCGCCUCGCUCUCUGUGUUAAUUCCGAAAAAAAAGUCAUUUUGCGUUCAUAAGUCAAGGAAUAACCGUACAAGUGCCUGUCCUUCAAAUCCAUCUUUUUUCCCCAAAAUUGAAGAAUCUUGGGGUUGCCUCUCGCGUUUUGCGCAAUGAACACAAUGUAACCAUGUCGACCAAAUAACCGCCUCAUAGAUGAAGGAUUAAUUAAGGAACUUUUAACUAAGCAAGGAGAAGGAAAAUAAGAUGGGCAAACUCCAAUCAAAACACGCUUGUAAACGCAGAGAAAAUCCCGAAGGAGGCAGUUUUGUUGUAAACGCGUACAUCUCUCGGAGAGGGGUGGACGAGUGCGAGAGGUAUGGAGCACCGGAGUACAAACUGAAAGACAGACAGGAGUUAGCAACUGGUGAGACGAAGGAUGGACAAUUUGUAGAGCAUCACUGUCCCCUAGAGGUGGUGCUUCCUCCAGAGAAGGCUGAGGGAUGUGAGAACUACACGCAGUUCCUGCACACAGAGGAGGGGGAGCAGGACAUGCUGAAGGAUCCCAGCAGAGCCUCUGGGAAGAAGUGCAUCAGCCUUGAUGAUCUGCAAUGUGAUGUGUCAGUUGAGGAGGACAAUCGUCAGGAGUGGAUCUUCACCCUGUAUGACUUUGACAACAGCGGCAAAGUAACCAAAGAGGAUAUGUCCAGCUUGAUGCAUACCAUCUAUGACGUUGUGGACGCCUCCGUCAAUCACUCCGCCCACAGCAAGAGCAAGACCCUGCGCGUCAAGCUGACGGUCACCCCGGAGCCAGCGGCUCGAAGAAGGGACGCCACCAGCCCUGGAGCAGACUGGGAUCCAGGUCACUGCCGGGCUGAGCCAAGUCACAGUCACCAGGCAGAGGCCUGCUGUGCGGACAAGCGCCUCUCAACCCACAUCAGCUCUAGAAGGCAGAACAACGAGGCUGCAGCGAGUGGUGAAGGAAACCAUUACUGUGUGGAUGAGAACACAGAGAGACGCAAUCACUACCUGGACCUGGCAGGAAUAGAGAACUAUACCUCUAGAUUUGAAGCAGGUGCCCCUCCUCAGCCUCCACCUCAGGAGAGCCAUGGGCGUGGCUCCCACUCACAGAGCCGGUCCCGUUCCCAGGACUCCGAGGGGCACAUGGCCCACCAGCGCCGCUCGCAGGCCCUGGGGGAGAACUGCAUUGCAACCGAGUCCCGUGGGAGGGGCCCCCAGUUCUUCAAAUCCCCCAAGGUGACGUCGUCCAAGGGGGUAGGAGGGACCCCGUCGGGAGGUAACGGAGGGGGAAAGUCCAGCAAGUGUCAUGGGUACUACCCUAUGGUGCAGCCCCUGGCGGGGCUCGGGGGGCAGGACGUGUACCACCUACCCCCGCAGACCCAGCACCAGCCGACACCCAGCCACCACCAGCACCCCCUGCAGCACAGCCACAGCAAGCGUCUUCGUUCCAAGGCCCGGGACGCGCUCUCCCCCUCCAAGGCCCCCUUCCCCCUGCUAACCCAGCAGCAGCAGCCCAUACCCCCUGCCCCCCAGGGGCUAGAGAGAGAGCAACCCCCCAUCCUGCCAGGCAGCCCUGGGUUUGUAGCUCCGGUCGUCCAGCGACACGAGCACCACCAUCAUCAUGAACACCAUCAUCAUCACCACUACCACCAUUACCACCAGACAUGACCGCUCUGCCACCACUGCCGACCAGACAUGACCACACCACUACCACUACCAUCAGACGUGACUGCACAGACAGACGGGCUGACUGACAGACAGACAGAGAUACAGAUAGACAGACAGAUCUGAAGAACCAUACAGUCAUCCCUCCAAUCAUUCCUCCUCUACACUGCUGAUGCAUACAGUAUCACUCAUGGCCAUCGAAAUCUCUGGACAGAAAUUUUGCCACAAACUGGGGUCAUUUCCUCAAAAGCUGUUUUUGUUUCAUAAAUUCUAAUCCCGCUGGAUCAUCUGUUUUUUUUCUACCAAAAAGGGGUGUAGGGUAACCCCUCCACAGUCCUGUUGUGUGUGUGGAUUUCAACAAUUGUACAGUUUUCACAAUCACAUUUUUUUUCAUUUAGUCUAUUGUUUCACUUGUCCCCAGAAAGAACAUGUAUGUAGUGGGUGUCAGUAGGGGGUGUGUAGCUCUGCGUUGAUGAUGGUUCUCAGUGCAUUCUCCCAGCUGUGGAUCUCAGGUGAAAGGUGCUGCUCUUUAGCUUUACUGAAAAGGCUACUUCCCCUCCAAGAAACUUGCCAAGGAUGGAGGAAUUUCCCUUUGUGGAUUUAAAAAAAAUCAC
This is a messenger RNA of Megalops cyprinoides (Indo-Pacific tarpon), 2308 nucleotides long. RefSeq names its product NKD inhibitor of WNT signaling pathway 2b (gene nkd2b). The transcript has 10 exons. Gene Ontology annotation, biological process: negative regulation of Wnt signaling pathway. Gene Ontology annotation, cellular component: cytoplasm. Gene Ontology annotation, molecular function: calcium ion binding. The coding region runs from base 276 to 1697 and encodes 473 amino acids. NCBI's taxonomy places the organism in Eukaryota, Metazoa, Chordata, Actinopteri, Elopiformes, Megalopidae. The record is from RefSeq and is a predicted model, not a curated record.